Molecule: messenger RNA, 3239 nt
Organism: Oreochromis niloticus (Nile tilapia)
Lineage: Eukaryota; Metazoa; Chordata; Actinopteri; Cichliformes; Cichlidae
Gene: pank2
Product: pantothenate kinase 2
Exons: 7
Coding region: 184-1485 (433 amino acids)
Biological process (GO): coenzyme A biosynthetic process
Cellular component (GO): nucleus; cytosol
Molecular function (GO): pantothenate kinase activity; ATP binding
Source: RefSeq, a predicted model, not a curated record
CGCCCAACUCUGUCUUGACAGCGAACACAAAAAGGACAUGUAGCCCAGCCUUUUCAAAGGACUGUUAGCUACUUAGCUACCUAAUUAGCUACCUCGUUAAGCUUCAAAAUUCAUUGUCCUCAUAAAUCAUUUGGUUUCAUUUGACCGAACAGUCAGCCUAUAUGUAGCUAAUUAGUCAUUUCAAUGGCGUUCAAUGGCCACCAGCGAGACGACGAUGAUAUUAUUGACGAAAACGAAACGCCCUCGAAGCAGCCGCGGUCCGACAAGGAGAUGCCCGUUCAUUUUAGAAACGAGCCCAACAGUGAGAGUGCCACUACCGCAGGAAGGGCCACAUCCGACCGGCGGACUUCCCAGUCGGCGACGAGGCAUCGACAUGACUCUGUGAAGAAAACGAGGCCGCCAUUCCCCUGGUUUGGGAUGGACAUCGGAGGUACUCUGGUGAAACUCGUUUACUUUGAGCCCAAAGACAUCACAGCGGAAGAGGAGCAGGAAGAGGUGGAGAAUCUGAAGAGCAUCCGGCGCUACCUGACCUCCAACACCGCCUAUGGCAAGACUGGCAUCAGGGACGUUCACCUGGAGCUGCAGGACCUGACGCUGUGCGGCAGGAAGGGCAACCUGCACUUUAUUCGCUUUCCCACGCACGACCUCCCAGCCUUCCUGCAGAUGGGCCGCGACAAGCACUUCUCCAGCCUUCACACCACCCUGUGCGCCACCGGAGGAGGGGCGUACAAGUUUGAGUCUGAUUUCCGUAUGAUGGCUGACCUGGAGCUUCACAAGCUGGAUGAGCUGGACUGCUUGAUUCGGGGGGUGCUGUACCUCGACUCGGUGAUGUCUAGCGGUCCCUCAGAGUGUUACUACUUUGAAAAUCCUGCAGACCCAGACCACUGUGUCCAGAAGCCCUGUACACUGGAGAAUCCUUAUCCUCUGCUGCUGGUCAAUAUAGGGUCUGGGGUCAGUAUCCUGGCAGUCUACUCUGAGGACAACUACAAACGAGUCACUGGGACCAGCCUUGGUGGUGGGACCUUCCUUGGCCUGUGUUGCCUGCUGACCGGCUGCUCUACAUUUGAGGAAGCCUUAGAAAUGGCUUCUCAGGGGGAGAGCACGCGUGUGGACAAGCUGGUGCGAGACAUUUAUGGAGGGGACUAUGAGAGGUUUGGGUUGCCAGGCUGGGCUGUGGCCUCAAGUUUUGGCAACAUGAUGUCUAAAGAAAAGAGGGAGUCUGUUUCUAAAGAGGACCUGGCCAGGGCAACACUGGUCACCAUCACCAAUAACAUCGGCUCCAUCACCAGAAUGUGUGCUCUGAAUGAGAACAUUGAGACUGUGUUGUUUGUUGGGAACUUCCUAAGAGUGAACACCCUCUCUAUGAAGCUGUUGGCUUAUGCCAUGGACUACUGGUCUAAAGGUCAGCUCAAGGCACUUUUCCUUCGCCAUGAGGGUUACUUUGGUGCAGUUGGAGCCCUGUUAGAGCUUCUGCAUCCGUCCUAAUCCACCCAAAGAACAACCUGUCAAUCUGCUGCAAAGACCAUUAGCACUUUAGACUGUUACCAAUUAGUUCCAGGGUGAGAUGUUAUUCCAGCCACCCACCAGUUGCUGGUAAAUCUUGUAAAGUUUGUUAAGUGGUGAAAUUCACUUCUAGGUUUUUCUACACAUCUGUUUUUUUGGUCAGUAGAUGAAAUAAACCGGUUUCCUGCCAUGAAGUUGUACACAGCAAAGCUGACAGUUAUUGUGUGCAGGACUCUGCAGAAAUGAGCCACGUUUAGUCUGAAACACCUCAAUGAAAUUCACCAGGGUUGCCUGAAACACUUCAUUUAAAAAGUACUUUUCAGCAGGCAGUCCUGUCAUGUUGAUUUUCUUUACCCCUCAGUGGGUAUCAGGUUCUGGUCCAAAUAUUUGCUAUCAUUUUUAGGUGGGGACCAGGUGGAUGGAAGAAGUAAUGAAAGUAUAAUUCGUCAGUGAAUGUGGUUUAAAUUUUAGAACAUGACUAUAAAAUCACCAACUUAAUUUCAGACACAAUCAAUGUAUUUUAAAUGCUUUCUCUGGCAUUAGAAAAAUUGAGCUUUUUUACAGUUUUGGAUGGAAACAACUGCUGGUUAUUCUUGGAAAAAGAAAGUAUCAGCUUUACCUUAGGAGUUAGCAACUGCUCUCUGAAACUCGAUGUAAUAAAUGAUGAAUUCAUAAUGGAUUGAGUUUAGAGUUUAUGUUAUUAACCUGAUGGAACUCCCAUCCACCUGGUGACCUUGAUAAGCUUUAACACUGCAAAUAAUUACGACCAUUUACUGUUUGUUUUGAUUUUUUCUUUUCUGUGUGUUUUCUUAUGUAAAUUUCAAUGUCACUGUUUAACAGAAAAGAAAAAUACAUUUCAGGCCACUACUUUGAGCAGAUCUGUUACUGUUAUAGAUUAUAUAACAUUUCUAUAGAAUUUCUGCCUCAGUGAAGAGUAAUAUAGCACUCUUAAAAUGCUCUUCCCAGUUGAGAUUUCAGUGCUGGUAAUCGAGAACUGUGUCGCUGUAUUAGGAUAUCUGCACUGCUGGGUGUCAACUGUUCUUGAACCAGUGCGUUCCUCUAUUCCUACAGAGAAAUCAGAGCAAUUGAUUAGACAAAUAUUGAUGAAUGAGCAUGUGAAGUGCCGGUAAUAGUUGUGGCAUCGUUCUCCUUUAUUUCCCCACAUAAAUAAAAUGGGCAUUUUAAAGCAGAAACUUGAUUGAUUCCCAACAACAGAGGUGUUUAAACGCUGUGAUCCCAGUUUAGAUUUUUUCUAUUCAGUAAGCACUCAGAUAUUGAGUGAAUUUACUACUUGCUGUGACAGUCUUUCAUUAUUAAGGUUAUAUCAAUGUUGAACUGAGAAAACUGAAACACUGUUAGAAUUUCAUUAUCUGUUCGGUUUUAUUGUUUUCUGUUUAGUAACGAGUCCAUCCAUCGAUUAUGAGACCAUAAAGUUAAUCUAAGCAGUGAAGAGAUGACUUGGUAAAUAGCUGCAGACAUGGUUUUUCAGGUGUCAGUUAUUAGAGAUCUAUGAGCAAGUUGUAGAUACACUAAGCUGAUUUUAAAUGAAGUGCCUCACGUUUUUGUACCGAAUACAGUAUAGUAUUCAGCAAUGUGAUUUUUAAAAUUAAAACUUGUGUUUUUCAAGCUCUCCCUCCCUUUUGCUUGUACAAUGCAAAGAAAACUUUGUACUUUUUUGUAAUAGAGUAAUGUCACGUUUCUUAUUGAAUUUCCCUAUUAAAUACCAACUUGGCAAA